AUGUCAAGAGUUCCAAGUCAUCCAUCUCUGGUAGAAAUGUCCAGUGGCCCUGUAGCUGACAGCAGGAGCCACACACAGAUCCAGGUAGUGAAAUUCUCCCACGUGUGGACAAUCAGUAACUUUAGCAUUUGCACCCAGGAAAUGGGUGAAUUCAUUCAAAGUUCAACCUUUUCAUCACUGAAAUGGUGUUUGAGAGUAUACCCAAAAGGGAAAAAUGAAGAAAGCAAAGAUUACGUGUCAUUUUACCUGAUAUUGCUCAGCUGUCCAAAGAGUGAACUUUGGGCAAAAUUCAAAAUGUCCAUCCUGAAUGACAAGGGAGAAUAGACCAAAAAUUUCAAGAGCCCCAAUGCAAAUAGAUUUGUACAAGGCAAAGACUGGGGAUACAAGAAAUUCAUUCUUAGAGAUGUUCUCUUGAAUGAAGACUAUAGGUUUGUCCCUGAUGACAAGCUGACCCUCUUCUGUGAGGUAAGCAUGGUGCAAGAUUCUAUCACCAUUUCUAGCCAGAAUCCUAGGAAGAUGAUGAACGUUCCCGAGUGCCAACUGACCCAUGAGCUAGGAGGACUUUGGGAGAAUUCUUGGUUCACAGACUGUUGCUUUUGUGUGGCUGGCCAGGAAUUUCAGGCUCACAAAGCUAUCUUAGGAGCUCGUUCUCCAGUGUUUAGGGCCAUGUUUGGACAUGCAAUGCAGGAGAGCAUAACGAAUCGAGUGGAAAUCAUUGACAUGGAGCCUGGAGUGUUUAAGGAAAUGAUGUACUUCAUCUACAUGGGGAAGGCUCCCAACCUGGACAAGAUGGCUGAUGGUUUGCUGGCAGCUGCUGACAAGUACGCCCUGAAGGGUUUGAAGGUCAUGUGUGAGGAAGCCCUCAGCAGCCAGCUGUCUGUGGAGAAUGCUGCAGAAAUGCUCACCUUGGCCGACUUCCACAGUGCAGAUCAAUUGAAAACUCAGGCAGUGGAUUUCAUCAACUCUCAUGCUGAGGAUGUCAUAGAGACGGAGGGGUGGCAAGCGAUAGUGGCAUCCAAUCCCAGCUUAGUAACUGAGCUGUACAGCUCUCUGGCUUCAGCACAGGGCCGCUGUCUGGGACCCCCACGCAAGCGCCUGAAGCAGUCCUGAGAUCCUGCCUGUUGUAAGACUUCUUUGACUUUCCAGAAGCAGAAGCCAUAGUUGCUGCCAUUGAGCACCAGAUAGACAGCAAAAUUUGUGG
This is a messenger RNA of Pipistrellus kuhlii (Kuhl's pipistrelle), 1201 nucleotides long. RefSeq names its product speckle-type POZ protein-like. NCBI's taxonomy places the organism in Eukaryota, Metazoa, Chordata, Mammalia, Chiroptera, Vespertilionidae. The record is from RefSeq and is a predicted model, not a curated record. Gene Ontology annotation, molecular function: ubiquitin protein ligase binding. Gene Ontology annotation, cellular component: nucleus; cytoplasm. Gene Ontology annotation, biological process: proteasome-mediated ubiquitin-dependent protein catabolic process; regulation of proteolysis.